GGUGUUACAGAACAGACAGACUUUCUCUCUCUCAACUGUGACAUAAUUUCUUACACACCUGGUAAACUGUGUUCUCUCUUCGCGGUUCAACAGAAACUGAACUAGUUUCGUUUAUCAUCAAACCCGGUACGGACAUGUUAAGUAUUAACGGUGUCCUUAUUGCGCUUCUUUUCGCCACCCUUGCGGUUGUCAUCGUAUCUGACAGCGUCGUUCAGCAGAAACGUGCAGCGAAUUUCGACUACUACGAUGAUGGCUAUCAGAAUUUUCAGCCUGUGGUAAAUUUCCGAAAGCCAAUUGUCGUUCCAGAAUUCCCUAAGAAGGAUCAGCAAGAUUUAAGUAAGAUUCCAGGUAUACCUGGAGUAGACUACCCGAUUUAUCACAGCGUACCAAAGACCAGUUUCUCUUGUGCACAUGUACCACAUGUACCAGGAAUGUACGCAAAUGUAGAGACCGGUUGUCAGGCGUAUCACAUAUGUCACGAUGGCAGAGAAGGUUCGCAAGGAGCCUCGUUUCUCUGCACAAAUGGUACUCUCUUUAAUCAACAAGACUUCGGUUGUGAUUGGUGGUACAACGUUAAUUGUGCUUUAGCGCCGCAAUAUUAUAGAUUAAAUUCAGAUCCACUAACGAAUCCUUAUGUGUCGAAAGAAGAAAAGGAUGCCAUCAGGCAGAAAUUAAAUCGUAUCGUUGUACUUUAAUUUAUA
Polistes canadensis is the source of this 701-nucleotide messenger RNA. RefSeq lists its product as uncharacterized. Bases 135 to 695 code for a protein of 186 amino acids. Gene Ontology annotation, cellular component: extracellular region. Gene Ontology annotation, molecular function: chitin binding. The record is from RefSeq and is a predicted model, not a curated record. The transcript is spliced from 4 exons. Lineage: Eukaryota; Metazoa; Arthropoda; Insecta; Hymenoptera; Vespidae.